Chrysoperla carnea is the source of this 572-nucleotide messenger RNA. RefSeq lists its product as uncharacterized. NCBI's taxonomy places the organism in Eukaryota, Metazoa, Arthropoda, Insecta, Neuroptera, Chrysopidae. The transcript has 2 exons. The record is from RefSeq and is a predicted model, not a curated record. Bases 118 to 447 code for a protein of 109 amino acids.
UAAAACAUUUUCGGCAUUUCUAGCCGACGCAACCAUUGUUAUUUAAAUUUUCGGUAGUAUUUUUCAACCUCCCUUUCUUUAAUGUCAAAAUAUUCGCUAUUUUAGAUUUCUGCGGGGAUGUCACACAGGCAACUUUUAAGCUGCGCAUUACAACAACUCCAUUCCGGAGUUUUACUGCGUCAAGUGCAUGUAACCAAUACUACAAAUUGUAACUCAAUACUUAAACCACGACGCUUGCAAUAUGGCGAAUUUUUGAAUGAUAUAAAGGAGCCUUGGCCACAUGCAUUACCAAACAAGCAUAUCUUCCCACAUCCACCGUUGCCUGAUGUAAAUCCCCCACAUAAGAGACCAGCACCAUUCCCAAAUGAACCGAUUCAACCUCAACCAAGAGGGUGGGGAGAAUAUUGGUACAAAGGUGAACCAUGGCGUCGUCCAUUUCCACGUUAAUAUAUGAAGGAAGCUGCAUUUAACAAUGAAGAAAGCGACAACUGCCUUUACGUGUGAUAUCAAUCAAUCAUAUGUAUUUAUACAUUCUUGUAGAAUUGUUUCAUUAAAAAAUAUUGCAAACAAUA